Molecule: messenger RNA, 783 nt
Organism: Zea mays
Lineage: Eukaryota; Viridiplantae; Streptophyta; Magnoliopsida; Poales; Poaceae
Exons: 1
Coding region: 154-609 (151 amino acids)
Source: RefSeq, marked predicted
GGCUGCAGCUACCUGCUUGCUUGCUAGCUAGCUCCAAACAGACCGAUAGAUACAACCCCCGGCCCUUCACAUCAUCAGUCCACACACCCAACCCAACAAGCGAGUCACGACUGAAGCUGCAGCCUAAUAGCUAGCCGCUAGCCUAGCAGUCCAAUGAGAAGGCACGGCGCCAGCGAGGCCUCCCCUUCCAUCAUCCACACGUCCUCCAUAGCUCUCCUCCAGGAGAGGUUCAGAAACCUGCAGAAGGUGAAGGAGAUGAGGGAAGGCAGGGAGCUGCAGAGGGUGCACGCUGCUGAUACUACUACUACCACCACCAACCGCACCGCUUCGUCGCCGUCGUCCUCGUCGUCCCUGUCGUCGGCUCUCAGCCUCGGCCUCCAACAGGCCGCCAACGCCAACGACCACCCGAGGUGGUUCUUGCACCCGGACUUGAUCCGGCCGUCCAGGCCGCUGCGCGGACACGCGUGCCACGGCCUCGGCGCCACCGGUGGUGGUGUCGUCGUCCAGACGACGUCGCCGCCGCCACUACCGCCGAGCUCAUCGUGGGGAGGAGCGCAGAAUUCGGGCUAUAGGACUGAUAUAGAUGUCGAUACCUCGCUCCAUCUGUAAUCUCUUCUAUAAUAAGCACGUAUGGCCGUGCUGUUCUUUCGUUGCUUUUUUUUUUGGUAUGGCUUGUCAGUUUCCCGGCCUUAUUUGCAGCUAGCUAGCACUACGUACUUCUUCUGUCGUCUCGCGGCCUGCCUUGUAACUGCUUGGGUACUUUUACUAUAUAUGAGGCUUCCU